Messenger RNA from Rhinocladiella mackenziei CBS 650.93, 1680 nucleotides. RefSeq lists its product as uncharacterized. Gene Ontology annotation, biological process: tRNA wobble position uridine thiolation; protein urmylation. Gene Ontology annotation, cellular component: cytoplasm. The record is from RefSeq and is a predicted model, not a curated record. Lineage: Eukaryota; Fungi; Ascomycota; Eurotiomycetes; Chaetothyriales; Herpotrichiellaceae. Gene Ontology annotation, molecular function: nucleotidyltransferase activity; URM1 activating enzyme activity; thiosulfate-cyanide sulfurtransferase activity. Bases 1 to 1680 code for a protein of 559 amino acids. The transcript has a single exon.
AUGUCGCCACUCCUGCCCGCCCCUCCCCUCGCCUCAGGCCGGUAUAAUCGCCAACUCCUCCUCCCCCAACUCCGGCUCUCAGGUCAACUCCGGCUCCUCGACGCCAAAGUCCUCCUCAUUGGCCUCGGGGGGCUCGGGUCCCCUGCCUCCCUCUACCUUGCAGGCGCUGGAGUGGGGACCUUGGGCCUCAUGGACGGCGAUACGGUCGAGCUCGGCAACCUGCACCGGCAGAUCGGGCACAGCGAAGCGGCCGCUCAGGCAAGGUUGUCGAAAGUACAGAGCACCAUGCAGCGGUGUCGGGAGGUCAAUUCAAGUAUAAACUACGCCAUGCACGAAGAGAGGGCUCGUGCGGAGAAUGUACUCGAGAUCGUGGCACAGUAUGAUCUCGUGCUCGACUGUACAGAUAAUCCGGCUACGAGAUAUCUCAUUUCGGAUGCGUGUGUGGUGCUGAGGAAAGUGCUGAUUAGUGGUGCGGCGCAGAGGGGGGAAGGGAUGAUGGUAGUCUUGAAUUCACCACCAAUUUCUUAUCGUCGGUCUCUUAUUGACAGUGAACGAGAAACGGCGCGGGAGACGAUAGAGAAGGGGCCAUGCUACAGGUGCGUGUUUCCUCGUCCACCGCCCCCAGAGAUGGUACGUGGGUGCAGUGAGAUCGGCAUUCUAGGCCCCGUCGUCGGCGUCAUUGGGACAUUGAUGGCGAGUGAAGCCAUUAAAAUUAUUGUUGAUGGUGGACAUUCUCAGCCGACCUCUGGGGCUGUGAGGGGUUUGGCGAUUGGCCGUCCGGAACAAAAGCAAACACAAAAUCAACCACCAGCACAUAUGCAAAGUGAGCAGAAGCAAAAACAAAAACAGGCAACAGGUCACACGAUGCUUUUAUACAACACAUACUCCGCGGACCCACGCGGGAUGUUCCGAACAAUCACGCUGCGUGGGCGGCGGAAGGACUGCACAGCAUGUGGGGAUGACGAGGCUCUUGCCCGUAAGGGCUUGAACAGGAUCUCUGCCGAGAACAUCGCGCAGGGUCGCUUAGAUUAUCAGGCUUUCUGUGGCAUGGAAGAGGAUGUCAAGGUCCUCGGGGAGAAAGAAAGGGUUGAGGCAAGAGAGUUUCUUGACGCAAUAUAUUCACAUUCAAAUUCGUCAUAUUUGGAGCAGGUCGAAGAGAGAAAUGGAUCUGCGAAGGAAAGCGGCAAAUGCAGGGGAAUAGUGAUCGAUGUCCGCGAAGAGCACGAGUAUGAACUUGGGCCGAAAGUCCGAGGGAGCGUGAAUAUCCCGAUGUCGCGGAUCCAGAGGCUUGGAGGAGCGGCAUUCGACGGUCUCGUUCUGGGUUGUCUGGAUGAGAGGGUGGAUGGAGGUAUGGUGGAUCAAGAGAUGCAUAUUCCUGUCACAAAAUGUAAUGGGUUCCGCAACGCCGGGUUACAGGAUGAUGGACAAUAUCCACACGCUGAACUGUAUCCCAACGGCGACGCAGAAGACAUUAACGAGGAAGACCCGGAAUCAGUAUACUUCGUCUGUCAACGCGGGAACGAUAGCCAAAUCGCGGCGAAGAAGCUGAUUGAGCGGAUCAAAGCUGAGGCGGAGACAGCAGACAACGGUGUGUCGCCGAUUAAAAGGAAGAAAUGGGGAUGGAUCGGUGAUGUCAAGGGAGGAUAUGUCGCGAUGGAGAAGCAUUUGAACGUAUCAUAA